AUGGUACUGUCAAAUGUUAAAAUCUUCAGAUUAAAAUCGCAUAGAGCCUUCAGAAUCGGUCCCAUGAUUAAAGCAGUCGCAGGAAAUCUUUUGGUAAAGAGAUUUUAUCAACCAAAAUUAGAAAGAAUUCCACCGGCUUCACUGCUUUUGAAGCAGAAAAUACGGUUAGCUCAAAAUGGCAGUACUACAUCUACAGAAAACCCCAUUUCCUUCUCACAGACCAUGUCCGAGAUAUUUAGCGUCUUGCAGCCAAGUGCACCAGAUCUAGAUGAAGACGAAACAAGUGGUUUGAAACGCGAUCAUUUAUUAACUGAGCGUCUAAACAACGGCGAGCUUGGUGUCAUUAUGAACAAAUUCUUCAAUCCGUCUUCGACACAUAACAAUCAGUUGAUAGAUACGAAUAUAUUACUUCAGAAUUUUCCUAAGUUAAGUGGUAAUGACUUAGAUUUAUUGGAUUUUGCCAUAAAUGAGAAAAUGCGAGGAAACUGGAAUGAUCUAAAGCAAGAUUUCAUUCAGUUGUGGUACUACAAGUCAUUUGGCUUUCUUGGACCUCGAACUCAAUUUGUCCUGACAAACUCUUCUCCGUCAGUUAGGUCCCAAUUCUUGAAACUUCCAUUCAUCGAAUAUAAUUGGUUUCUCCUACAAAAUAACAAAAACGCAAAUAUACUACCUGCUGAUGUGCAAAACGUGGUCAAGGUGUUUCAUCUUGAUGAUAAAAGGUUUACUUGGAAGAGCAUAGAUCCAUUCAGCAAAGCUAUAAUUUCAUUCGUCGUUUUUGUUUCCAUAUAUGUGUGGUUGGAUGAAAGUGCAAAACAAAAAACGAAGGAGCUGCCCGCACAGAAGAGUACUGUAAUAUCAGAAUAA
Saccharomyces cerevisiae S288C is the source of this 864-nucleotide messenger RNA. It is a transcript of the gene GEP7, whose product is annotated as Gep7p. Gene Ontology annotation, cellular component: mitochondrial membrane. Bases 1 to 864 code for a protein of 287 amino acids. The transcript has a single exon. Lineage: Eukaryota; Fungi; Ascomycota; Saccharomycetes; Saccharomycetales; Saccharomycetaceae. The record is from RefSeq and is marked reviewed.